CCCUUCCCCCGCGGCCCUGCUGUUCCCCAGAUUAAAUGCGCCGCCCGUGCCAAUUGUACCUUUCUGAUUGCCCGCCAGCUCCCUCUCGUACCGCAUCAUGGGUUUCAUGAAGCGCUUCCGCCGCGCAAAGAGCCCCAAGAACAAAGACCUGCGCGCCCGCGACGACCUGCACUUCCCCGUCUACCACGGGCCCGACCAGAGCCAGCGCCUGGACGACAAAAUAUUGCGCCGCAUCUUCGAAUUCGUAUGCCCGCACACCACCGACGAGACCCUCGAGCCGAGCGAGGAGUCGGGCCACGAUGGGUGCAUGACCUGUGACAUGCGAGACCUGGCGCAUUGCGCCUUGACCAAGCGACAAUGGUAUGGGGUUGCCGCAGGCCUGCUCUACAGGAGCAUCCGAAUCGACGCCGUCCACUACUGCGAGCUGGAGGAAGUAUAUGCCGAAGAACGCAAGCGCAAGUCGCGCGGCGGCGACGAGGUUGACCCGCCGACGCUGCGACUGCAGCAGCUGUGUCGGACGGUGCGGGAGAACCACUACAUAGGCUCGCGGGUGCGCCUCCUCAAGCUCCCGUACAUGACCCGGGAGUCUUGCAAAGCCGAUCUGGCGCGGACAGUGUCGGUCUGCCCGAACCUGGAAUACAUCGACCUCCCGGAUGGCUUCUUCAGCGGCGAUCCCUCGUGUCAUACGCUGCGGCAAGAGCUACAGGCGCGGUGUCCACACAUCCGGAAGACCAAGUUCAACGAGGGUGGCGAGCAGGCCCUGGAGUCAUUGCUCCAUGGUUACUGGCAAGAGCUGCGCGUUAUUGAGAUGAACAAGAUCCAAAUCGAGCCCUCGAUCCUUAGGCGGGUGUUUGGCGUCCUCCCAUGGCUGAGCGAAGUCAGCUUCACCAGCAUCUCGUGGAUGAACGACAGCAUCUUCCACUCUGCGCCCGGGAUUCCCGAAUUCCCUGCGUUGGACACCUUGAAGUUGAACAAGAUCAGCGGCAUUACAGCCGAGGGCGUCGUGCAGUAUCUGGAGAAUCCCGUCUGCCGAGAUGCCUUGAGGACGUUGAAGAUUAAGGACUGCGCUAGGCUGCCAGUCUCGUCACUACAUAACAUUCUGGGCAUGGCGACAAGUCUCGAGACGUUGGAGUACACCGCGACCGUGUCCGCCGCUCUACCCAUCGAUCCCCUCCCGCCAAUGACCUCCCGCACACUCGGCAAGCUCAACUACGAAAUCAUCUCCAACUCAGCCAACCAGCUGUAUCCGCCUGGCGCAUCUUACUAUCAAUACCUCACUAACUCGCUCAUGUCCGGCGCCCUCCCCUCCCUCCGCCAACUCUACGUCCGCGACCCCGACUUCCCCGAAUCGCUCACCCUCGCCCCACCCAUCCGUCCCUUUGCCGACUCCCCCGCGCACAACCCCCGCGGCUUCAACCAACCACUCGAGGUCUUCUCCAAGGGCCUGGACGAGCUUGAAUGGAUUUUCACCUCCAUUAUUCCCGCCGACGGCUAUGGACGGCGAGGCUCCAUGUCGGGAGGCCGGCCACUGAGCAGCUACUCCGCAAGCAAGGGCCUCGGGCCGCAAUGGGGCGGCGAUGCGAGGAAGAGCGUCGUGGUACCGAACGGCUUUGGCGGAUUCUUGGCUGUCCCAGCGGAGAGCGAGAGGCCGCGGAGCGCGGGCAAUCUCGGCCCGUCGUCCUCGUACGGCCACGCGCAUUCGCACUCGCUGGGCAACGGGAUCCGCGCGAGCUGGAUGAGCCAUCAAAAGCGGUCGUCGAGGGCGGAUCUAUGGCGCUGAGUGAAUUGAACACGCGUACAACCGCCCCGUGUCCAACAUUUCGAUUCCUAUCUGAGCGGCGUAUGCCCCUAUGCUGCCUCAUCCUUUUCCUGCCUUCGACCACCCGGUUCGUAGAGGCGCAGAGCAGAGCAGAGCCCUUACCUCUCCGGUGGGGAGGGCAACGCCUCAGGCACCUAC
Messenger RNA from Trematosphaeria pertusa, 1957 nucleotides. RefSeq lists its product as uncharacterized. NCBI's taxonomy places the organism in Eukaryota, Fungi, Ascomycota, Dothideomycetes, Pleosporales, Trematosphaeriaceae. The coding region runs from base 98 to 1780 and encodes 560 amino acids. The transcript is spliced from 2 exons. The record is from RefSeq and is a predicted model, not a curated record.